AUGUCUAAUCACAUCGACCCUUCCAAGGAAGUUAGCUGUCGACUUGUCGACAACAACAUCGCCAAGACGAAUAUCCUCCUACGUAUCUGGCACUCCUCCAACAAUGCCGACCAGAAGAUUGUCAGCAUGCUCUUGUCCAAGGGUGCAGACGUCAACGUAUGCCGCGGUAAUCUUGGCAAGUGUUACCAGGCCGUUUCAUUUAGUGGCAGUCAGGAAACUGUCAAAUUAAUAUUCGACGACAGAGCGGACGUUAACGCGCAGACAAAGGAGCAGAGGUUAACGCAUAUGGGGGCGAAUACGGCAACGCUCAAUAUCCCGCCUCAGUGA
This is a messenger RNA of Penicillium cataractarum, 327 nucleotides long. Its product is annotated as HET-domain-containing protein. The record is from RefSeq and is a predicted model, not a curated record. Bases 1 to 327 code for a protein of 108 amino acids. The transcript has 3 exons. Lineage: Eukaryota; Fungi; Ascomycota; Eurotiomycetes; Eurotiales; Aspergillaceae.